AUUCUUUUAUUAAUUUUUACAUUUUGAUAGAUAAAUAAAAACCCUUUCAUCUCUCUCUAUUCUCUAACUCAAACUCUUCCUCUUCCUCUGUAAUCCAAUCUGUAUUGAUUGUAUUGGUAGAGUAGACCAGAUUGAAUCAUUGAUUUCAUUACCAUAUUUGCUGUAUUUCACUAACUUUUCUUCUUUCUUUUCUUUUCUUCCAAUGAAAAGAGACUAUUACAUCAUCAAAUAACCAGAAAAAUAAAAAUAAAAUAAAAACUCAACCUUUGCUUUGCUUGCGGCGCUUCAUCUCCAUCUCCUUAGAUCUUAAUCAAUCUUCUUCCAACAUCCACCAUUUUCACUCUCUCAUGUGACUCCACCAAUCCAGGGUCUUCUUCUUCUCUUCCAACUUUUUUUUAGGUAGUGAUGGGGAAGAAAGUUAAGAAGAAGAGUAGAAUUCCUCAAAAGGAGAAGAAAGUUACAACUAAUUCUCAAUCAAUUGAUCAAAGUGCUGAGAAUGUAGAUAGUGCAACUAUAGUAGUGAGAAAAACCAAACCUUGUACUCAUCUUGAUAAAGGUAUUAAUCUUGAGAAACUUUCUGCUAAAAUUGAGUUAAGAGAACAUGUUAGGUGUGAAGAUUGUAGGGAAGGGGUAGUUGAUCGAAGGGCGAGUAAGGGAAAGGCUAAACAUGGGAAGAAGAAAGGGGGUGGUUCUGUUGAUUCUAAAGCUACUUGGGUUUGUUUGGAAUGUGGGCAUUAUGCUUGUGGAGGUGUUGGAUUGCCAACUAAUCCUCAAUGUCAUGCGCUUAGACAUACCCGACAGACUCGUCAUCCAUUGGUUAUUCAGUUUGAGAAACCUCAGAUGAGAUGGUGUUUCCCGUGUAACACGCUUGUAACUGUUGAAAAGAGUGAGGAAAAUGGUGAUGAAGAACAAAAGGAUGUGUUUUCUGAUGUUGUGAAAUUGAUUAAAGGGCAUACAACAGAGGAGGGUGAAGAUGUAAAUGUUGAGAAUUCAUGGUUAGGGACUGGUAGUGUUAUAGCUGAAAUCAAAUCUAGUGUUGUGUCGGGUGAUUUAGAUGGACAAGGCGGUUAUGUUGUAAGAGGUUUAGUUAAUCUUGGAAAUACUUGUUUCUUUAAUUCGGUUUUACAAAACCUUAUUGCUAUGGAUAAGUUGCGGGAUUUCUUUUUCAAGUUGGAUGUAUCUGUUGGACCUCUCACUAUGGCUCUGAAGAAGAUCUAUAACGAAACAAAACCAGAGGCAGGCUUCAAAAAUGUGAUAAAUCCUAGAGCUUUUUUCGGGUGUGUUUGUACCAAGGCUCCUCAAUUUAAGGGGUUUCAACAACACGAUAGUCAUGAGUUGCUUCGUUGCUUACUAGAUGGACUAUCUUCAGAGGAGUUGGGGUUGAGAAAGCAAAGUAAUUCUUCCAAGGAAAAUGAAAAUGGCCCGAGUCCUACUUUCGUGGAUGCUGUAUUUGGAGGUCAAGUAUCGAGUACUGUUUGCUGUACUGAAUGUGGACAUUCUUCAACUGUAUACGAGCCAUUUUUAGAUCUCUCACUGCCUGUGCCAACUAAGAAGCCCACAGGCAAGAAGGCCAAGGCUCAGCAGUCUUCCCGUGCAAAGAAAGCUAAAUUGCCUCCGAAGAGAGCUGGAAAGCCCCGGCCAAAAGUUAAUAAAGAUUUGAUUUCAGCUGUUUCAACUAGCAAUGAAAUUUCUUCUUGCCAGCCACAAAUUGGCUCGGUUGGCCCUACUUCGUUGGCUGAAGAAAACAGUUCGGUUGUACAGGAUUCCUCAGUCAUUGAGGAAAGUGAAAAUAAACAAGUGGUUGAGGAUGUAGCUGAGAAAACAUCAGCUCCAAUGGAUAUUUCUUCAUGGUUGGAUUACCUUGAGCCAGAAGCUCCAUUGGAUGACUAUAAUUUGACUUCAUAUGAUAUUGCAGCACAAACUCAUCAUGAUUUAGAAAACAAAGAUACAUUUAUAGAGGCCGAACAACGACAGAAUGAUUUUGAAUCUAGUCUACCGAUUCUACCACCUAGUGGGGAGCCAGUUGCAACAGUCCAGUUUUCUAAUGUCAAUCCUUGGGAGGAUGAAGUCCCUUUACAAGUUCAAAGUUCUGAGGUUUUAUUGCUUCCUUAUAAAGAGGAGGACUCUACUGCUGUGGAGUUUGAAGUAGGGGAGGUUUCUUCGUCAGCUUGUGCGGUUGUUCAGGAAGAUUUUGAAGGCUUCGGUGGCUUAUUUGACGAGCCUGAAGUAACUACAGGGCCUAUGAUUGGUCCAUCUCUUAAGAAUGAUGUCACGAAAAGUAACAGCAGCGAGUCUGAUCCCGAUGAAGUUGAUGAUUCGAAUUCCCCAGUUUCUGUUGAGACUUGUUUGUCUCAUUACACAAAGCCAGAGCUUCUCUCCAAUGAAAAUGCUUGGCAUUGUGAAAACUGUUCCAAAGCUCUUAUACGCCAAAAAUUGGAUGCUGGUAAGCAGUUAAAAUCUGCUCCCGAAGCUGUGGUAAAUGGAUGUGAAACAACAUUCCAAAGUGAUCCCGAGCAUACCAAUAUCGAAUGUGUUUCUAAUUUGAACAAUGUGGAUUCAAAAAUCGACUGCUCUAGUCAAAAUCACAUAAAAAAGGAGAAUGGUCAUGCAGAUGAGUUGCCUUCUUUAGUUCCUCAAACGGGAGAAGGAAAUGUUGCGAUGAAAAAUGCACAAGAGCAAUCGGAUUCUUCAGGCUCCUCCUAUCACACUUGCAAGCAAGAAAGCUUAAUUGGUCAAGCAAUAGAUCCAUGCUGUGUUGAUGGAGCUAGUAGUGCUGGUUCUAUCGGUGAUAAAGUUCAGCAGGGCGAGUCUAAGGUAUCAGCCCCGAACCUUGACACCGAGGAAAAUGAUGAUGAUGAGGAAAUAAAUUCUAAAUUGGUAAAGGUCAAGAGGGAUGCUACCAAAAGGGUCCUUAUCAACAAAGUUCCACCUAUUUUGACGAUUCAUCUUAAGAGGUUCAGCCAAGAUGCACGGGGUCGGUUAAGCAAAUUGAAUGGCCAUGUUACUUUCAAAGAAAUUAUUGAUCUUAAACCAUACAUGGAUGCAAGUUGCACAGAUGAAGGAAGUUACGAUUUUCGCCUCAUUGGGGUUGUGGAACACCAAGGAAGCAUGAGAGGUGGUCACUACAUUGCAUAUGUGAGAGGCAAUGAAAAUAGCAGCAAAGGGAAGAAUGAAAAUGGCGAUUCGGUGUGGUUUCAUGCUAGUGAUGCUUAUGUGCGCCAAACAUCCUUAGAUGAGGUUCUUCGCUCAGAAGCCUAUAUCUUAUUCUACGAAAGACUUUAAGUAGCGAAUCCAUUUUUCGCCCUUGAUGUUUUUUGUGUUCAAUAGAUACAUAGUUUCAAAUUCAUGGAACAUUUCUUCGAGUCGAGACAGACUGAGGAGGAGGAGGAGGAGGAGGAGGUGAGUGUAUAACAAAUACCUUACUACAUUUUUAUACCAUUCUUUAACAUUUGAUGAUUUUAAAGAUGAUGUAUACCCUUAAAAUUCGAUAAUCAGAAAAAUGGGGUUUCGUUUUUGAGUUCCAUUUCAACCUUUUCGACAUAUGUUGAGGUUUUUCGCCUCUUGGUUUGGACCGAAAUUUAUCUUUUUCUUACAUUUUAGUAAGAAUUUUUUUGACACUAAUUGAAGAAGUGUUGGGGAGUUAUAUCA
Messenger RNA from Cannabis sativa, 3648 nucleotides. RefSeq names its product ubiquitin carboxyl-terminal hydrolase 2-like. The record is from RefSeq and is a predicted model, not a curated record. Gene Ontology annotation, biological process: protein deubiquitination. Gene Ontology annotation, molecular function: cysteine-type deubiquitinase activity; zinc ion binding; cysteine-type endopeptidase activity. NCBI's taxonomy places the organism in Eukaryota, Viridiplantae, Streptophyta, Magnoliopsida, Rosales, Cannabaceae. Bases 406 to 3282 code for a protein of 958 amino acids. The transcript has 3 exons. Gene Ontology annotation, cellular component: cytosol; nucleus.